Pseudoliparis swirei is the source of this 1717-nucleotide messenger RNA. RefSeq names its product small integral membrane protein 14 (gene smim14). Gene Ontology annotation, cellular component: endoplasmic reticulum. The coding region runs from base 346 to 663 and encodes 105 amino acids. Lineage: Eukaryota; Metazoa; Chordata; Actinopteri; Perciformes; Liparidae. The transcript is spliced from 5 exons. The record is from RefSeq and is a predicted model, not a curated record.
UCGUACGUUCCCCUGAUUGGCGCAUAAGGCCCGCCUAUCAAACGACUGGACCAACGGGAGACGUCCGAAGCGCCACGUGCGCGCAGUUGCUGGAUGUGCCUCGUGAAGACUCGCUGGUUGGCUCACGUGCACCAACAAAACACAGACGGUAGGUUGACAUGUCUGGAGGCGGAGGGGGAACAACAGCGGUGCAGCCCAGGCCCGUUUAAGACAUUUCGUGUUUCCUCAACGUCUACAAAGCUCAAGUAAGUUGUGAUUUGGUGCCGUGUGUCGACACGCAUCUCUUCAUUCAGCAGUCGAGAGGAACACAAUAAGUCAACGCGGGUGGACGCUGUCUGGUGAGAAAUGGCGGAGGGAGGCUUUGACCCCUGUGAGUGCGUCUGCACCCAUGAGUAUGCCAUGAGGCGCCUCAUCAACCUGCUCAGGCAAUCUCAGUCCUACUGCACAGACACAGAUUGCCCUCAGGAAUUGCCGGGUCCCAAUGGGCCGGUCAGCGGAGGCGGGGACCUGACCCUCCCCAUGGUCCUGAUGGGAUGGGCGGUGCUGGCUGUGCUCCUGUUCCUGUUGCGCCCAUCCAGUCUCAGGGGCAGCCGCCCCACAGGCAAACCUACCGGACCCCGCAAUAGUGCUGGAAGAGAGCCUCCAGCACCACCUAUCGACUAGCAGCAGAGAGCACCAGCACUCACCCACCUGCUCUGACUGGAGCUGCAGUCAGCCGGCGACUGUGACUAAGGGACGGCGCCAUCUACCCUUCCUUCAGUUCUCUCUUGCUUUUCUCCUGUUUUAUUGCAACUGUGUUUUGGGGGUAGAUUUGUCUGCGAUUCCUGUCACUGGAGCCCAACGGAUACCGGAUUUAUGAGGCCAGUACGGAUAUGAUAUUUCAGAGUCAUAAAAAAACAACCUGAUAUUGAUCAACAAGUGUAAGAGAACAUACACAAACAACAUUAACGAUUUGGGCAUUGGAUAUAUAAAAAUGCCAUGACAUUUUGUUAACGAGGCAUAACGUUGUUGUUUUGUAUCAUCUGCAGAGACAGACUAGCCAUCUUUGACUGAUAAUAUUGUCCGACAGCAUCAGCGUGUUUGGUUGGGCUCUGGGUAUUCGCCGAGUCUUUAAUCAGAAGGCUGCGUUGUUCUGAGUCGGUCCAUGAUCUCAGCUCUGGUGUUGCCUGUGCUGAAAAUGAAGGAAUGCAUCACGUGUGUUGGUGGCUAUGGGGGGAGGGGGGGGGUUAAAUGGUUAAGUGCUUGCUGAGUGACGAAGGGUGGCGGGUCUACAGACUCAAUGACACAUUCCUCUCUUUCCACUUAAAAGUCACAACUCUAUAAACGGUGCCAGUAAUGAUGUCAUAGCAAGUCAUGUUCUAAUAGCACAUUUAAACCAGCAUAAUAAUUGACGUAAUAUAUAUAUACACAUAUAUGCAUGUGUGUGUAUAUUACGAUUACAUUCUUCAGCAAAUAGUCCCGCCUUUUCUAUGAACUACAGCUCUGGAAACGUCUCUGUCCCCUGAGGCGACCGUUGGUUUUGUGACUGUCGUGUAAGUAAGUGGGACCACAGCGACUGAACUUGGACGAUCGGUUGAUAUGAGCGAAGUUGCAGGUGUACAGACGGUGCAGUGAGUGUGGUCGUUGGAAAACGGCAUCCUCAGCACCAGCAUUUCCAGAUGAUUCCAUGUACUUGUCUUGUGGUUAAAAGAUUAAACUAAUCUGAAUUGUAUACUCA